GGGAAAGCGAAUUGUGUUUUAAAAAAAUCCAUCGUUCAAUAAAUCGUGUUCGUUGCAUUUUUAAUAAUGUUACAUCACGAUUUUUAACAGGGGAUCGCCACAGUCAAGCCUGUCUAUAUACCUGUAAAUGUGGCGCUAGCUAGAGCUACAUUCCUACACGUUGGAACGAGUGGAGUGAGGGGACUUCAUGCCUUUUUCCUGAUUUUGAACUUAAAACAAAGCACGGGCUUAAAUUUCAGUGUUGGCCAUGGGGCAGUGUGGUGUAACUUCGUCAAAGACUGUCCUGGUCUUUUUGAACCUCAUAUUUUGGGCGGCUGCUGGCAUCCUCUGCUACGCCGGAGCAUACGUGUUCAUCACGUACGAUGACUACGAUCACUUCUUCGAAGAUGUGUACACGCUGGUCCCGGCGGUUGUCAUCAUCGCAGCUGGGGCGCUCCUCUUCAUCAUCGGCCUCAUCGGAUGCUGCGCCACUGUGAGAGAAAGCCACUGCGGACUCAGGACGUUUGUCUUCAUUCUGCUGCUGGUUUUCAUGACAGAAGUGGGUGUUGUGGUUCUUGGAUACAUUUAUAGAGCAAAGGUUGAAGAUGAUGUGAAUGGCUCCAUACAGAAAGUAUACAAUGAGUACAACGGCACCAACAGUAACUCGCAAAGCCGCGCCAUCGACUACCUUCAGAGACAGCUCCAGUGCUGUGGCAUCCACAAUUAUUCUGACUGGCGGUACACACACUGGUUUGAAGCAUCCAAAAACAACAGCGUGCCCAUCAGUUGUUGUAACGCAAAAGUUGGUGGACUCUGCACGGGGUCCCUCGUUCGUCCUGAAGAACUCUACCAAGAAGGAUGUGAGGCUCUCGUUGUGAAGAAGUUAAAGGAAAUUAUGAUGUAUGUCAUCUGGAGUGCACUGACAUUUGCUGGGAUGCAGAUUCUGGGGAUGUUGUCAGCGUGCGUCGUGCUGUGUCGCAGAAGAAAUGAUCCCGCCUACCAGCUCCUCAUCACAGGAGGCACCUACGCUUAAGUCUUUACCCUGUCAGACUUGAUGCUGAAUUCGAUACAUCACUAACCUUAAGACACUGAAGCUGCAUGCUUUCCCCGCCCCAUAACAAAGCUGUAGUCCAAAUACUUCCAAGGGUUUGCUGAGAAUGAAUGAAUGAUUGACCUUUGGAAGUAAACCAAACUGUACUGUAAGGAGGAAGAUGUGCAAGGGUGAUUUUGAAUAUGCACUAUGUGUGUCACUGUAAGAACAUAUUAUAUAAAGACCCAGUUAAUUUUAGGACUAGUACUCCUAAUAAUCUUCUGUUUUUGGUCGAAGGCUGUUUUUGCAAUCCUCAUUAUCUCCGGACAUAAGUUACAUUUUCUAGUUGUACGCGAUAUUUAACCUUUUGCUUUGUAACGAUGGUAGUUUUAGAAUUUGUUGAUUUGUUGUGACUGGGUUAAGAAUCUAAAGAAGUUGUAAGGGAGUGCAGUUAUGGAGUUAUUGAUUCAGAGGUUUCAGCGAAAUUCGUGCAACAAAUUAUGCCUUAGGCUUUUACAGAAGAGCAUUUUUACAAGAAAGGUCAGGAUACUUUGCUAAAUCAAAGACACUGGUAUUUAAAAUUUUAAUACAUGUAAGAAAUAAACGUACAUAAUUUACAAAUAA
Syngnathoides biaculeatus (alligator pipefish) is the source of this 1633-nucleotide messenger RNA. RefSeq names its product tetraspanin 3a (gene tspan3a). Gene Ontology annotation, cellular component: membrane. Gene Ontology annotation, biological process: regulation of vascular endothelial growth factor signaling pathway; protein localization to plasma membrane; protein maturation. The transcript is spliced from 8 exons. Lineage: Eukaryota; Metazoa; Chordata; Actinopteri; Syngnathiformes; Syngnathidae. The record is from RefSeq and is a predicted model, not a curated record. The coding region runs from base 248 to 1012 and encodes 254 amino acids.